Populus trichocarpa (black cottonwood) is the source of this 2272-nucleotide messenger RNA. Its product is annotated as zinc finger protein VAR3, chloroplastic. Gene Ontology annotation, cellular component: cytoplasm. The transcript is spliced from 6 exons. Lineage: Eukaryota; Viridiplantae; Streptophyta; Magnoliopsida; Malpighiales; Salicaceae. The record is from RefSeq and is a predicted model, not a curated record. The coding region runs from base 313 to 1947 and encodes 544 amino acids. Gene Ontology annotation, molecular function: mRNA binding.
CAUUUCAUAUUGUACAUGAAAGGCAGAUCAGGCAACAAUUCUUGUUUCAACCUACUUGAAAAUAAAGAUAAGGUAAAAUUCUAUUGCUAUCACCAUCCAUCAUCUACUACCCAGGUUCGGGGCAACUUAUUGUCGUUUCCAAACACACAUACUUUGUAUAAAACAUCUAUAUCUCCCCCGGCCCCUCCUCUAUUCCAGUUCAAAAGUUCCGCAAAUCCAACCUGUCCCUUUAAAAUCUAUGAAAGGAAACCUAAAAAUAACGGUCACCUGCUCAUUUUCCCGCCCCCAAAGAAGACUCCAUAUCCUUAAAAAAUGAAUAAGCUCUUUCAAUUUCGCCAUGAAUAUCUUUCUUUUUCCAUUAAAAGCUGUUAUAAAAACCCUAAGUUUCUUCUACCCAUUUCACAUUUGCACAGCUUCUCCAAAACCCAGGAUCUAGACUUCAUUUUCGAGGAGGUAGAAGUCCUCGAUUCUUCAAAACCCACAAACCAAAAAAACCAACUUCCAUCAAAAACUAACGAACCGUCCGAUGACAGCCACCCCAGUGAACGAAUGGAAUCGACGGUUCAGAUUUCCCAUCCCUGGCCUGAAUGGGUGGAUUUGAUGGAAUUGCUGUUAAAGAGAGGGUACUUUGAAGCUGGUGGAAACCCAGUUGGAAACAAGGAACUGGGUUCCAAGGACGCGAGUUGUAUUAGAACCGCGUGCCUUAAUUUUGCACGGGAUCGGUUUGGACUUAUAAGGUACUUCUCGAGGAAAGAUAUUGGGGUUAUUGCAGGAUGCGGCUGCCCUAGCAUAGAUAGAAAAGUUGUGAACUCUGGGAAACGUUUAAGAGCACAUGUGGGCAUCAACGAAGGACAUGUUUGCAGCUCCUGCAACUUAAGGGGAGACUGUGAAAGGGCAUAUGUCAAAGCACGAGAAGAUGAAGGUGGGCGAACUGUGGAUGUCAUGCGUAUUCUACUGACAUAUGGGCUCGAUUAUGUUUCCGGUACAGUGGAGAAUAAGCCAUGUCAAAAGAACAAAAUGGUUAAAGAAUCAGUGAGAAGGCUGCUGAAGGAGUUGGUGGGCCUUAGCAAUGACGAACUUGUCUCUGACCUCCCUAAUGGCAAACCCUUGAAAAGGGGUCUCCCUUUACCAAAUAAUUCGACUACACAAGAUAAAGGCCCAAUAAAUGUUCCAAUGAAGCCUGGCGAUUGGCUUUGCCCUGAAUGCAACUUCCUCAAUUUUGCCAGAAAUGUUAGAUGUCUGCGGUGUGAUGGAUUGCACCAUGAAAGGCUAAAGCAUCUAUGCGAGGAUCAGGAUCAUCUUCCAUUAAAGAAAGGAGACUGGAUUUGUGCAAUAUGUAAUUUCUUGAACUUUGCCAAGAAUACAAGAUGUCUGCAAUGCAAAGAGAAGCCUCCAAAGCGGCACCUUAAUCCUGGGGAGUGGGAAUGUGAAUCGUGCAACUACAUCAAUUUCAGAAGAAACAUGGUAUGCUUGAAAUGUGAUCAUAGAAGGCCAAAGGCAUCAAAUUGUUUAAAGUCAUCUACUGAGCUUGAACAUGGCAAGGGAGGUAAUCCUGAGCAGAGUAGAUUGAAGUUUCUUCACAGUGGAAAUGAAGCCGCUGAUCAUAAUUUUGUAGGAGUGCAUGGAACACAUCACAACAGAGGUGCAGACGUGUGGAGAUUUGUGGAAGAAGAAAGAGAAGAUAAUCAUUCAAUUUCAUCGAAUGAGGGUGUGAGAUUUGUAGAUUUCCCUAUUGCGGGAGGAAAGAGCAGUUUGUCUCAAAAUGCCCAAAAAAGAGAGAGAUGGAAGCUAGAAAUGUUGGAGAGGAGCAAAGGUGGUGUGCAUGUGGAAGAAGAUGAAAAGGAAUUUGAAUAUGCCAACACUCAAAGAAGAUUCAAGUACCUUGAAUCUACUGAUGAUGAAGAUAUGGCUGAAUGGUUUGGACAUGGAGGGAAAAAGGAAACAUGAUGUUCUGGAACUGAAUCUGAGAAAAUUCUUGAUUGAGAAAUGCGUUGUUGAUCAACACGCACAUGAUGUGGAUGUGACAGAUAACAGAGAGGUCAAUGGUAAAAUUCUUGUUGUGGUUUUGCAAACUUGAUGAAUCCCUGUUGUAGAUGAGAUGGAAGUUGUCAAAGUGCAUAAAAGAGGUCACUGAGAAAAUUGUAAGAGGACAUGUUUGUUACCGAAUUAAUAUGCUGAAAAUUAUUUUGUUUCUUCCAACCUCUAAUAUUUGUAAUAUAAGAAUGACAGCUAAGUUCAAAAAUAUUAUUACACUGGAGCAUUUGUUCGUUCA